AUGGUGAACGGACAAUCAAUUGAACUCCAAGAUCUGCUUUGCCGCAUGCCGAAAAACGACGUUUGCUACGAGGGAAACAUUCAGAAAGACCAGUUCGUCAUUCAACUCUUCAACGAAGAGCCUUUGGUCGCCCUUUCACCGAGGUCAAACCGAGAGUGUAUCUAUCAGCUAUUCGCCCUGUUCAAUGUAAGGAUAAGACAUGACGUAGGAAGCCUGUCCACGUUGUUGAAGAAGUUCUACUUCAUGCAAAGGAAGAUGCUUAGACGAAUUGAGGAUACUUUUUGCUUGGUAUGCUAUAACGAAGAAGUUUAUGCAGGAGCGGAUACAUGGGUAUAA
Necator americanus (New World hookworm) is the source of this 336-nucleotide messenger RNA. RefSeq lists its product as uncharacterized. The record is from RefSeq and is a predicted model, not a curated record. Bases 1 to 336 code for a protein of 111 amino acids. NCBI's taxonomy places the organism in Eukaryota, Metazoa, Nematoda, Chromadorea, Rhabditida, Ancylostomatidae. The transcript has a single exon.